Molecule: messenger RNA, 1588 nt
Organism: Perca flavescens (yellow perch)
Lineage: Eukaryota; Metazoa; Chordata; Actinopteri; Perciformes; Percidae
Exons: 5
Coding region: 166-825 (219 amino acids)
Source: RefSeq, a predicted model, not a curated record
AAAUCACAGCGCGAUUCACGUGUUGAUCGUCAGCCACAUUGUUCGCAAACACUAAUAUCUGCCCAACAGUCUGCAAGCAGCCUAACCGAGGCAGCAGCGUUACUUCACACUUUACUGGCGUCAGCGGAGACCAUCAGAACCGUUGCAACUUCAAGCCGCGACACAAUGGACAGUCACACAGCGUCACUUUCCCCCUCCGGACAGCACAGCAGCAUGACACUGCCAACUGCAGCUCCAGUCCGGAGAGAGUGUGCGCAACGCUUCAGCUCUUGGACAUCAGCCACGAGGUGGAAAAGAGUCAGGACACAGCAGCAUGACCAUUUCAACAAGGGUGUAAUACUACUCUCUAAUCAAUCAUGGGGAUUAGUGUGCAAACAAGGUCCAAAAUCAUGGUUAGGUCCAAAAUCAUGGUUACACAAAGUUUUAGAACGCAUCAGGGAUGGCUUUGGUGAGCACAUUCCAGACGAUGUCAGCUCUAAGAGAGGACUGGUACUACAUUGCUGGCAAAGCCAUUGCAGUGAGCUUGGUACAUGGCGGUCCACCACCAAACUUCCUCUCUCAGACAUAGCUGACACAGAACUCUUGGAAAAAGUCAAAAAGGUAUCUGAAAGUACAACCCUUGAGGACCUUGAGAAGUCAAAUGCACCUUUGCUUGACUACUUGGCCAAUGCAGGAUGUCUGAGGCCUAUGCGGUCGAUAAGAGACAGGGAUCUGCUGGUACAAGACAUUGUCAUGUUUCAGGUCAUCCACAGGGUUCAAAGUCCAUUUCAAAGGUUUUCAGUGUUAGUUGUUGUACAGUCAGAUCAAUCUCAAAAGGAGUCAUAAUUUUAACCAUUGAACAACAAGGUGUAAGACUAGCUUCACAAAAUCUAAUGUUUGUAUUAAACCAAGGGACAAUUUGACAGUGUACAAUUGAAUUAUGGAUUCCACAAUUAUUCCAUGUUGUUUGUACAGAUUCUGUGAAGGAGUGAAAACUCUUUGGGUUCAGGACCAAAUACGACGACAUCCAGGCAGCUUUCGACCAUUGUUCUGCUAUGAGCUGUGGAUGAUCUUUUCAGCAUUCGUCUCUCUCCAGAAGGGAGCAACAAGAGAGCUGCUAAGGAGAUGGUUGUUACUUUCUGGAGGGACUAUCUCCAAAAUGCAGAAGAAGAAGAAGGGCCAUCCAAACUAGAGAAGAUAUUGGCCUUCACAACUUGAGCAUCUGACCAGUUCAUUCACAAAGGAGAUGAUGGCUUCUCUACAUCAAUGUUCCCUCUUGCCAACACAUGUGUUAACUGCAUCAACUUGCCACUACAUGUGUCUUACCAACUGUUCAAGGAGAAGUUUGACAUUGCAUUAGGAAACACAUAUGGAUUUGGCAGGGCAUGAACAUGUCAUGCUCUGAAAACGUUUUCUGUCUGUGUCUCACUUUCUCUGUUUGUCACUACCUUUCUGCUUGUCAGUGCAGAAGUGAAGAAAAAACAUCUAUUCCAUGGUUCCCAUCAUUUUCAAGUGGGUUUACUUGUUGAAUAAUGUUAGUUGUGGUCUCAUUAAUAGUUACAUCUGUCUGGAAUUACAACAUUAUUAUUGGUUUGAAGUUCAGGUAAUG